This is a messenger RNA of Heterobasidion irregulare TC 32-1, 1611 nucleotides long. RefSeq lists its product as uncharacterized. The transcript has 3 exons. The record is from RefSeq and is a predicted model, not a curated record. Lineage: Eukaryota; Fungi; Basidiomycota; Agaricomycetes; Russulales; Bondarzewiaceae. The coding region runs from base 1 to 1611 and encodes 536 amino acids.
AUGUCCCGUCAGCCCUCCCCUGGUCCCUCCCAUCCCUCCUCCCAUCCCCCCUUCCACCCCACACAGCCCUCUGCCAGACAGAGACCCAAACCUUAUGCUACCGGCAUCGCCGCUGGCGCAGAAGAUGCCAAAUACAAGACAAAGUACAGGGAGCUCAAGAAAAAGGUCAAAGAAAUAGAGGCAGACAACGACAAAUUGCUGUUCAAAAUGCUUCAGGCGAAGCGCAAUAUAUCACGCAUGAAGAUUGAAAGAGCCGUCUUGUAUGAACGCCUGUCAGGGCAUCCAUCACCUCAGAGCGCGUUCGAACGUCAAGGUGCUGUAAUGCAUGAUGCCCAACUUCACCCCUCAGCUUCACAUGUGACCCGCGGACAUCGUUCCCCCCGAGAAGUUCUCGAGACACAACUGAUUCCCGUCGAUCCUAACAACCAUGCUGCCGUUGAGUAUUACAGAAAUGCCGGGAUACCGAUUCGCAUCAUACAGGGUCCUGAAGGCCAACCCGUUCAUGUCGCGGAAACUGUAGUCGGCCCUGCUCAAAUGUCAAGGCACUCUUCCGGACAUACUCCGUCGCGCGAUGCUCGACAAAACAACGUCCACGCGCCAUCGGCAUCCUCGUCUGUGCAACACCUGGAACCACCUCACCAUAGAGGACAACAGCGAUCGGUGUCCCAUCACAACUCGCACUCUCAUUCCCCAUCUGCAUCUUCCCACUCGCGCUCGAGAUCUCGGGGCAACCACGCUUCGCAAGUCUCUCAUGCAGCCAUACCUGCGUAUCCACAGCAGGCUCCCCUGGAAACAUUUCCUCCUAGUCAUCAUGACUCGCAGCCGUCUGCGCCUUCUUCGGACAGGGGAAGGUCUAGUCGGGACGAAGCACAUGAGCUUGCAACUCCUCACAGCUACGCGCAUGUCCAAUCGCCGCCGAUGGCUCCGGGUCAAAUCUCGCCAACCGCCAAAGGAAGCUCUCGCAUCCACAAUCAUCAGCGCAUGGGUCCCGGAACAAACAUCAACAAUAUCGGUCAGCCGGAACGCGAGCGUGAUCGCGACGUUCGUGACAGGGAACGCGAAAUCGAAUGGGAGCAAGAGAGAUCGCAAAGGACCAGGGAGAUGGAGGGUGUCAGCGGACCAGGCUCGGUCGCACCUUCACGCGUCCCCUCUCCACCCUUCGGAGCGCGAUAUCGGCCUGCCGGAGACGCAUAUGCGGAGGAGCGUGAUCGUCCUUCACGUAUGUACGAACCUCGUGGGCCUCAUGAUAGCGCAGUUCAACGCGGCGCAUCACGUUCUGCAACACCUAGAUCCCGCUCCGGGUCUAUCGUGCCCCGCGGCUCCGUCGAGGAUCCCUCCCGCCCAAGCUCGCGCUCGCAAUAUUAUCCACGCGAGUACGAACAGAGGCCUCGGCCGUCGGUUUCGCAUCUCGUUCACCCGCCCGACGUGGACACGGACAUGGCUGCGGAAGAUGCCCGACACAGUCGGCCGGAUUCCAGCGGGAGAAUAUCAGACGUGUACACAAAUUCGGGUUCGAGGAAGCGCUCGAGAAGUGACGUGGAAGGAGACCUAGAGAUGGAUGACGGGUCUCCGCGGCGCCCAGAAGCCACGGCCGGGGCCGGGGCUGAGUGA